This is a messenger RNA of Colletes gigas, 8159 nucleotides long. RefSeq names its product actin-related protein 5 (gene Arp5). The coding region runs from base 132 to 2156 and encodes 674 amino acids. Gene Ontology annotation, cellular component: Ino80 complex; cytoplasm. Lineage: Eukaryota; Metazoa; Arthropoda; Insecta; Hymenoptera; Colletidae. The transcript is spliced from 7 exons. The record is from RefSeq and is a predicted model, not a curated record. Gene Ontology annotation, biological process: regulation of DNA-templated transcription.
GAGAUGUAACGUCUAUUCUAUACUUCGUCUGUAGCAUUGCCUGUAAUAUGUAUUCUACUGUAGAAUUUCUGCAUCUUGUUUGUGAUUAUGUGUAAUCAGCAGUUCUAGAAGAAUCAAUUCAUCGAAGUAAUAUGGAAAUUCUCGAAUUAAAAGACGUGAAAUCUAUACCUGAUAUAAUUCACGUUUAUCCAGACAGAGUAAAGUCUGAAGGAACUCCGCUUGUUAUUGACAAUGGAUCGUACAACUGCAGGGUAGGUUGGGCCACGGAAAAAGAACCCCAAUUGAUAUUUAAAAAUCUUAUUGCAAAACCACGGAAAGAGCGCGGGAAAAAGGAUGGGGAACCACAAGUUGGAAAUGAUAUAGCAAACAUCGAAGCUGUGAGAUUUCAGUUGAAAACACAGUUUGAUCGUAAUGUGGUAACACACUUUGAAGCUCAAGAACAAAUAUUCGAUUAUACUUUUACGCACAUGGGAAUAGACACGGAAGGGGUUGUGAAUCAUCCAAUUAUUCUAACCGAAACGUUUUUGAACCCUAAUUACUCUCGAAACCUAAUGGCAGAACUUUUAUUCGAAUGUUAUAACGUACCUUCGAUAGCAUAUGGAGUAGAUUGUUUAUUUUCUUAUCAGCAUAACAAUUGCCCAUCCGAUGGCUUGAUAAUUAACAUUGGAUAUCAUACUACUCACAUAAUACCGAUAUUAGAUGGUAAAGCAGAUCCUAUAAAUUCAAGAAGGAUCAAUGUGGGUGGAUAUCACAUUACAUCUUACAUGCACAGGCUUCUCCAACUUAAAUAUCCUGUACAUGUAAAUGCUAUAACACCAAGCAGAGCAGAGGAAUUAAUACACGAGCAUUCUGUGAUAGCUUUAAAUUAUCAAGAAGAGAUUUCUAAGUGGGCAGAUCCAGAUUAUUACGAUGCAAAUGUAUUAAGGGUACAGUUGCCUUACGUUGCACCUACAAAUGCUCCUGGUUUAACGGUCGAACAACAAAAGGAAAGAAAACGCGAGUUAGCUAGGAGAUUAAUGGAAAUUAAUGCACGAAAACGGGAGGAGAGGUUAGCAGAAGACGAGGAACAAUUAAAUCAAUUAUUAGCAGUUCAGGAUUUACUGGAAGAAGGUGAAACAGAUGAAUUUGACCAAGCCUUGAAGAGCUAUUCCCUCGCAAACGAAGCAGAUUUAAUAAAAAUGAUCAACAAUCUGCAAGCAAAAGUGGAAAGAACUAGGCAAAAAAUAGUGGCUGCCAAUUCGCAAGAAGAAAAUAUUGUAAUGGAAGAGCAGAAACCAAAAAUAAAGUCGAGCCUGCAACCUAAAGAUCAGCAAGAUUUUGACGAAUGGAUAGCGGGUGUAAGAAAGAAAAGGCAAGAGAUAUUAGAAAAACGUAUGGCCAAAAGGCAACGAAGACAGGACAUGGCGAAACGUAGAACAGUAGCCGCGCAGGAAAGAAUGCGUAUAAUUAGUCAGUUGGCGAGGAAGGAAAAACGCGAUGAUGAUUUUGGUAUGAGAGACGAAGACUGGGACGUUUACAAAGUUAUAAACAGGGAAGGUGGGGAUUCGGAUUCAGAGUUAGAGCAAGAGAAGCUUUUAGAGCUUGAGGAUGUGUUACGACAUCACGAUCCAGAAUUCGAUGGAGCUGGGUCAAAUGUUCCCAUGGUACCCGGGGAAACUCACCAAUUACACGUGGGGGUGGAACGCCUAAGGGCUCCAGAAAUAUUGUUCCAACCGUCUUUGGUAGGUUCCAUGGAAGCGGGCAUCGCUGAAACAAUCGAAUUCGUUUUAAAACUGUACCCACCUGAGCAACAAUUGCGACUGGUGGGAAACAUAUUCCUGACCGGUGGUCCAACAACUUUCCCUGGUUUGUUAGAAAGACUGAAUCGCGAGCUUCGCGAAAUGAGACCGUUUGGUUCGAAUUUUCAAAUAAAUAUUGCAAAAAACAGCAGCAUAGACGCGUGGUACGGCGCAAGAGAUUUUGGCCUUAACGGAAAUCUUCCUGAAUAUUUAGUAAGUAAAAAGGAGUACGAAGAGAAAGGCGGUGAAUAUUUUAAGGAACAUUCGACGAGUAACACUUACACCCGAUCUCCCGAUCCCCUGCCAAUAAUACAAGUACCUGUGACGUCGGAACAAAUCAUCGUCGAGGACGCUGUUGUCGACGUUGAAAUGGAAUAACAAAAUACAAAGAAACUUAUGAAACUUCGUUACGAAAUAAACUUUACUGGAAGCAGGGUUAAUAUUUGCUAUUAAUUUUAUUUGCUCCGUCCACGCGAACGAGUAGAAAAACACAAAGAUUUUUCAUGGAUAUCUACUUUAUUACACAAGUGUUUCCGUUUGUUCAUUCGAUUUACGAACAAACUACAUUGUAGUCUGUUUGCUGAUCACAAUACACAGUCCCCGAUCGUCGCAUUUCGCCAUUCAAAGAUAAUUAUGCGGAUACAUUCUGUUUUACUUUUCCCUUGCUCGUCGUAAACAGCCGACGUCCGCAUGUUUGUAGCUCCUCGAGCAAUCUAAAAAACUGAGAAAGUGAUCCCUCACCUCAGCGGUAGAAUUUACUACAGCGACCUCGAGAUAAUUCCUCCCACUUUCGGUCCAUGGCUUAAGUUAACAUCACAAUACAGUAAUAUACUGAAAGAUAUUACGAAGAAGCCCUACAGGCAAUCAUUACAGCUAAUAUAAAUGAUCUUUGCGUGUUUCGUCUAAUAAAGGAACAUACCGUACGGAAACUUCGAGCCGUUCACAUGACACAGCAUGUAAGAAAAAAGAAGAGAGGAUUAGUUUAAAAAAAGAAAGAAAAAAACGUAAAUCCUUAAGAUCACAAGCGCACAGCGUUUGUUACAUAUAUAUAUAUAUAUACUAUAUAUAUAUUUGUUAAAGCACUCGAUGACACUCGUUACAUUUGCCUUUUCGUACUCCGAGUACUCUCUUGUCUCUUAUCACAUGCGGUUACAGAUAAAAUUACAAGUAUUAGCGUAAUUGCAUACUAUGUACGAUUCAAAGAAAAUGUAUUAACUCAUGUCCUUCGUCUUCGCGAUUCUCUCCGAGGAAACGUGUAAUCCGUAAAUAUACAUCGUCGUUAUACGCGAAUAUCGUAAAAGCAAAGUAUUUUAUUUCCUUUUGUUUUAAUAUUAUAACGUACAUAUGUACACAUACUGCGCUACGUAGCGUUCGCGACGAUAGCAACAAAGCUCGUUACAAAAAUUAAAUUUAAAAAGUCUUACUAAUCUCGACAACAGUACCGAACUAUACAACACUGUCCUCGAACCGUGCGUUCGUUUCUUUCCCUCGAUCGAACGACCAACGGUCGCGACGAGCUUAAAAAACAUUCGGGCGAAAGUAUCUCGCUAAUAAAAAUCCAAUCGGAAACGCGUACAGAGACAUUUUUCGCUUUUUUGUUUUUUCCCCCAAACUGUCGCCGAUCGAUGAUCCAACGUUUCACAUAAUACAGCAGAUUCUUAAUCGAAAUAAUAUCCUUUGUAACUAUCACAGGCUGAGGUCGCUGCAGUUUCUUUUUAACGAUUCUCACUAGUUUAAUAGUAAUAAUAGUAGCAUUUUUAACCGAUCGAAGGUGCUUUACUUUAGCAGAUAAUGGAAGGAUAGAAAAGUGCGCGGGACACCUCGUUUGUUAUUUUUUUUUUGUUCGUUAUAAGAAUAAUAGUAACAAUAAUAAUAAUAAAAUUGAGGUAGAAUCCAAUCUGUGAAAAAUAAGAGUACGGUUUUCUAUCUGCCCGUGCUAAGAGUGAGGAUCUACUUUCAGCAAUGAUAAUAUAUCAUACGCUAAUUAAAAUUAGACACGGUUUCAAUAUGUUCUUGUCGCGAUGAUUACCAUAAUAUUAAUAAUAAUAAUGAUAAUUAAUAACAAUAAUUACAAUGUUUUUUUUUUCGGUAAAAUAAUAGUAGCAGUAAUGACAAUAGUAAUUUAAAAUAACCAUUAAUACAACAAUGAUUAAUGUUCUGCAAUAUAAUGGCUUUAUGUAUAUAUAUAUAUACAUAUAUAAAUAUAUAUAUAUUUUUUAAUGUAAAUUUAUAUAUAUAUAUAUAUUUAUAUAGUCGUAUGGUGGGGCAGAGGGUAAGUGACAGCUAUGUACAGUACAUACUUGCCUUAGUUGUACCAUCGUUACGUUUACAUGUACCUAUUACUCUUAAUAAUCAUAAUAUGAUGACGACAAUAAUCAGAAUCAGAAUCAUAAUUAAUCCAUAAUAAUCGUAAUAAUAUUAUUAUCGUUUAAUCAUAAAAUACUCUAUAUCGCGUGUAUCGUAAUAAUAACUACAUAGGUAUGCAGUAUGUACGUAAAGAGGAUGUGUUCAACCAGGAUAUGUCGGUGAAAACUAUGGUGUAUCAAGCGUCAACUUCUUUUUUUUUUUUCUCAUAUGUGUAUACAUAUAUAUAUAAUAUAUAUAAUAUAUCAUUCACUAUCAUAUAUCGCUUUUUUUCUUUUCUUCUCAGAACUACUGUUACAAAAGUGCGUACUCUCGUCUUAUGUUUAUAGGUACAUACAUGUAUCGGCGUGACCUACCUACUUGUUCAUUGUCGUUUAUAUUAGAUCUGUAGCUUUAAUUAUUCGUUUGCAGGAUGCAGCGAAAACAACGUCGCAACCGAGGAUCCAGUAAUGUUUCACUGUAAACGAAUUUCACGUGAAUCGUUCGGUUCGUAGCAGACAACUUCGAGCACAAACGGUUUCAGGUUACUGCCGUGUUCGUGAACGAGGCAUAACAAGGUCGCGGAUCACUGGAGUUUGAGAAAAUGUCAUUUGAUCCCCGACCUUCUUUUUACGUUCCACGUUCCUAAAUAGACAAAAAUACUGUUUCUACAAAGAUAUCCAAUAGAAGACCCACAAAUCACGGUUAAACGUGUUUCGACCUUUCGGUUUCAAUAUACUCGACCGACGCGACAUAACCACCAAACGACGAAUGCUAUAUUUUUAUUUGUCCAUUAGCAAUGAUUCUUUUUCAGCGUUUAACGAACCAUUUUCAAGACUACGUAGGCCAGAAGCGAUAUAGGCCAUGCAGUCGGUUCAGACUGCAGGGUAUCCUGGCAUAAGAUUUGCUUGAAAAUGGUGUGAUACAAACGUAGCAAUAUAAUUUCACGGCGUGUCGCUGGCGACACUCGAGGCUCGAAGUGACUCGCGUCCGAGUCUAUGAAAUACGAUGCAUCCGACGAUGGUCAACGUGUUAAUCGAGACAAAUCUUUGGUAUUUUUAGCCAAGAACAUAGCGUGCUUUGGUUGCAUAUCGACACGUUCUUUUAUUCUAUUUUUAUUGCAAAUCGAAUCCCCCAGCUUUGAAUGAAAAAUUUGUAUCUUCGAUCUUGUUUCUCUUUUAUGAAAAUGUUAUGGCGACCAUCAACUGCAGCGUAAUUUUCUCUGCAUCCUGUAGACUUUUCUUAAACGGAGCUCUACAAUAAUCCUCUUGUUUAAUGUCGCACUCACACGCACAUGCGUGUGUAACAAGCAACCACGCAUCGUUUUCGCACACUCACGCAAACUCGUUCGUAUACAUACAUACAUACACACGUUCCGUGUGUUGUGUGUGUAUAUAUAUAUAUAUGUAUAUAUCAUAUACGUAUAUGACACAGUACUUUCUACGCAUCGACGGUAUGUAUAUAGGUAUAUCUUAUCAUUAUCGUCGUAUCGUAUCAGAAUCUUUUGUUCCUCCAAUAAUUAUUCCACUUUUAUCCCCCCCCCUCUUCCCCCUUUACUUGUUUUAAUUUUCUUCUCUUUAGAGAAUUGUGAUCUUGCUCUUUCUCAAUAACAACGCGAAUUACCACACCGCGAGAGUCCGAUAACGAAAACCCAUCUCUGAGAAAAGGUCGACGACACGCAAUUCAGGACUUGCUUUUCUUUUUUUUCAUUUGCUCCUUAACUAAAAACUUUUAGGCACCGUUCAAAACUCGACCUGAGGAAACAUAUUAGCAAUAAAAAAUCUUACGCUUGUACUUACGGCCUAACGAAGCCAAUCGAUCUUUUUCCAUUUCCCUAUUUUCCGUUUUCUAGCACCCCGUUUAUAGACCAAACGUGUGUACUUGUGUGUAUGUGUGUGUGAGUGUGUGUGUGUGUGUGUGUGCAAUAGAUUUAACGAUAACCUGCCCUCUAUCGACCAAAACAUGAAAACACGGACCGGGGAAGACGUUCGAAACGAAGAUCUCAUGAGACGAAACGUGCGAGAGGCAUGCAACCUUACAGUUUCGUUUAUAAAAAUAUUUGAAGUUUUCGAACAUUAAAAAGAGUUUUGAUCGAUGGUUGCAAGUGAUUAUAAAUGUCGAUUAGAAUUGUAACAAUUCCAAUUGACAUUUAUAAUCGCAUAACUAUUUGGAACCAACGGUCGAAACUCUUUUGAACGAAACGUAUGCGACGUAGAGAUAUCCAACGUCCUUCGCUUAUCACAUAACUGCACUUUAUUUCCUUUUGACUCGACAGUAGCGAUGGGACCGAUCCAAUGACAUACUCGUUAAGACCGAUACGUAUAAAUCACGGUGUAACAAUGGUAGACGCGUAUAAAAAACGCCGUAACUUGUAACAAAGUAUCAAACUCGAUGCAAUUGAUACUUAUCGAUACGACAGCCUUGAACCGUUCGCAAUUGUUCCAUUCGGUUGAUAGAUUACAAGAGAAAUAAUUUUUGACAUCGAUUAGUCGAUAGUACUUAGAAACGUUUCAGUCCCAUCAUUACUCAACAGCUUUACAUUAAUUAUUCAUUAUUAAUGGCAUCAAGGUGCGUAUACUAUAAUUACUUUAUUCUCAGCGUGGCUGUUUGACGCAAAAAUGGCGCUACUGUUCCACGACGGCCCUCUUAACCACGGGACACGGUGUCUAUUAUCCGUUCACGUAACAAAGGAACACAAUAAACAAAAUCACAUGACUGUCGCAGAGUCGUAUUAACCGGGAUCUCAAAUGAGUAAAAACACGAUAAAAUCUGUCUCGAUGCAGCCCUGGCCGGAACAAUGUGUCGAUACACUGGACCAAUCAUACGAUCCGUCGUUAUAACCUUGUUUCAGCCUGAACGAACAAUACACACUUUUGUCCUCGUUUUACAACGUAUAACGUACGAAAACUGUCCCGAGUCAAAAGGUUCGCCCAGAAAUUCGUCCGAUUCAUUCAACGAAAAGCAACGAUCAACGAAAGAAAAAUCACGUGUAAUACUGUCGUCUGCGCGUCUCGCGCGUCGCUGCGACGAUAAUCGAGAGACGAGAAGGGAAACUCGGAGGGUAAAAAUUGUCGUAGAAGCGACAGGCGAUCGACGGACGACGCUGUUCCCGCGGAGAAACGUUUCAUUAUUUUUUCGCGUUUCUGUUAUUGCUGUUUUUCUCCCCCUUCUAAAGUGCAACGACCGGGUUCGGCCCGACCAGAUUUCACAGCGUAUUACGCCGUCCAUAAUGAAUUAUGGAUUACAGUACCUCCCGGAUAACUGACCAAAUUUGAAAAUAAAAUUCGUUAUACUUUUCAUUAUAUCUUCGCGAGAGUACUAUCAAUGGCUUGUUAACAUUUUCUUAUCGAAUAUGAGUCCAAACACGACCUCGUUUGGACAAUUUUUAAUUACUCGAAUUUUAAAUUUCUCUUGAACGAUUCAAAGAACGUAUAAUUAAAAAUAGUCUCAUCAUGGUCGUGUUUGGACUCGGGAAGAUCUCGUAAAUCCAUUGGUAACGGUCUGGCGAAGAUGGUAAAAAUAUGAAUAUAAAUUUUCAUCAAAGGUUAACUUGUACCGUUUAGCACUGUAAGUUAGGUUAACUUUCCCCGUCUCAGUUCGAGGUCGAAGAAAAGGUCGAUUCCUGGAAGCAAAUGGCUAACUUUUACGGGCAACCGAACGCGAAUGGAUUCGCGAUCAAUUAUCCGGGAGACGCGCGCGUUACACUCUCGCGAAAUCGUUGCUUCGUGCGUUGAAACGACGUAACGCGUGGUCGAAAGUAAAAGCUAGUGCUGGAAGUGCGUGUCUUCUCGCGUGUUGUAUCCCGUUGCGUUGGAAUCCGCGAAUCCCGUGAAAUCUUACCACUAUUUUUAUACGCAGGCCUCUACAAGACUUACGGUAGCACGAUAAACCUCUAUAAAAAUAAGAGCUAUCCUACGUAAACGUAUUACAAAAAUAAAUGGCAUUGUACUCUGCUAAAGAAGCAAAAUGGUACAGGCGCAAUGUCGAACGACGCGAGCAUCGUUUAUAAUCUUCGACUCGUCCUCUUUUCUUUCGCGC